AUGCAAGUGACUUACCGUAAGGUUGCGGGAAUUUACCGGGUCAGAGCUUCUUCUGGGGAUGCUAGACACCAGGGCUUUGUUGGCGGUCAAAAGUCAAAGCCCCUGGCUUGCAACAUGCGCAGAUUCGAAAAGCCAGCGGUACAAAGGAAAGACCAGGGGGAGAAACUUGCUUUGCGAGAAAGAAGGGCGAGAAAAGGCGGUCAGGUUGUAUCAGCACAAGGGUGGGAUGAAUUCCCAUUUUUCAAGGGUGUAUAUAUCAAGUAG
Messenger RNA from Botrytis byssoidea, 264 nucleotides. RefSeq lists its product as uncharacterized. NCBI's taxonomy places the organism in Eukaryota, Fungi, Ascomycota, Leotiomycetes, Helotiales, Sclerotiniaceae. The record is from RefSeq and is a predicted model, not a curated record. The coding region runs from base 1 to 264 and encodes 87 amino acids. The transcript is spliced from 3 exons.